AUGAUGCGACCUGGCUGUCGGCAAUUUUGGAGGUUUGCGCAGCAGCACCCAAGUACCCAGGCGAACCAAUAUAGCGCUAUAACAUGGCCGAAAUGGAAGAGACACCGGAUACACCAUAUAAGAUUGAUUUCGAGCCUCCCCGACCUUCCGCUAUUCCGCCCAUUGGCCUCUCAUGACCAGCAGUCGACCUCUGUUGUCCACAGCGCAUCAGGCCGUACCUUUACCUAUGGGAAUCUUAUCGGGGACGUUAUAUCAGCUCAAGAUAAACUCAAGAGCAUCAGGGACAGGCACUCGAAGCCUCUUAGUUUACAUGGAAAGCCUGUGGCGUUUCUGGCGGAGAAUAGCUACGACUACGUAGUGACGCUACUAUCUAUCCUUGCCGCAGACGGCAUUGCCCUUCCUCUUUCUCCUAGUUUUCCCGCGGCAGAACUGAGAUAUAUACUGGAUAAUUCGCAAGCUGAAGUGCUCCUAGCCACGGAAAGAUACCGAGGGCAAGCAGAACAAGUUCUGAAUGGAGAAUUAAUAAAAACCCCUGUUUUGGAAUUUAUUCCCAAGCUCAAUGAAGGCGCUAUACCACCGUCAAGUGUUGACUUUCGGGAUGUCGCGAACCCUCGGGGAGGAAUGAUGCUAUAUACUUCAGGAACCACUAAUCGCCCGAAAGGUGUAUUUCUCCCACACUCUGCGCUAGCAGCGCAAACCAAAUCCUUGGUUGAGGCAUGGUCUUAUUCACCGGACGACAGGUUGCUGCACAUGCUACCUCUACAUCACAUCCAUGGGACAGUCAAUGCUAUUCUGGCGCCAGUACUCGCUGGCUCAUCCAUCGAAUUUACAUACCCAUUCAAUCCCACAGAAGUAUGGAAGAGACUGGCUAAGCCAUUUCUUCCCCAGUCCAAGAUGCUCUCACCACCGAACCCGAUCAACUUUCUCACGGCUGUUCCAACCAUCUAUCACCGUCUCCUGAAUACAUUUGAUUUACUGUCUGAUACCACCAAACAGGCGGCCAAGGUAGCCAUUUCGCCAGGAAAUUUACGGCUAAACAUUUCCGGCUCUGCUGCAUUGCCGACACCUAUAAAAAAGGCAUGGACUGAUCUUAGCGGGGGAAAUGUUCUACUUGAAAGAUAUGGUAUGACUGAAGUAGGCAUGGCUCUCAGUUGUGGGCUAGAAUUCAAUGACAGAGUUGAUGGAAGCGUUGGAUGGCCACUUCCAUCUGUUGAGGUUAGGUUAUUCGACCUAGAGAGACAAGAAGUUAUACGCCCUGGAGAGGAGUUUGAUAAAGACAACCGCGAGAGAGUCGGAGAGAUUCACUUACGAGGCCCAACGAUAUUCAAGGAAUAUUGGCAAAAUAAGAAAGCAACCGGCGAGUCAUUUAUUGAUGAUUCUGAUGGCAAAGGCAAAUGGUUCAAGACGGGGGAUAUGGCUAUUCGACAGCCUGUCGAUGGCGCGGGACGAGGUGAAAGCACCUGGGCUCAAGGUCCAUUAUAUUUUAUCCAGGGCCGCCAGAGCGUGGACAUCAUCAAGGUAGGGGGAGAAAAGGUGAGCGCACUAGAAGUUGAACGUGAAAUACUCUCCCUUCCCCAGGUUUUGGAGGCUGCUGUUGUAGGCCUACCAUCAGAGCAAUGGGGCCAAAAAGUCGCCGCGAUACUGGUACUUGACCCUAAACAUGCGACUACAGAAUCUGGUGAGGGAAAGGCCUGGGGAAUUCUUGACCUGCGCCGAGCCUUGAAGGAGAAACUGUCCGGUUAUAAGAUUCCCCAGGAAAUGAGAAUCCUCGAAGGCGGAAUCCCCAGAAACGCCAUGGGAAAAGUAAACAAAAAAACCCUGAAGAAAGAAGUCUUCGGUGAUGGAGUGUAG
Molecule: messenger RNA, 1851 nt
Organism: Nannizzia gypsea CBS 118893
Lineage: Eukaryota; Fungi; Ascomycota; Eurotiomycetes; Onygenales; Arthrodermataceae
Exons: 5
Coding region: 1-1851 (616 amino acids)
Biological process (GO): fatty acid metabolic process
Molecular function (GO): medium-chain fatty acid-CoA ligase activity
Source: RefSeq, a predicted model, not a curated record